Thermochaetoides thermophila DSM 1495 is the source of this 399-nucleotide messenger RNA. RefSeq lists its product as uncharacterized. The transcript has a single exon. The coding region runs from base 1 to 399 and encodes 132 amino acids. The record is from RefSeq and is a predicted model, not a curated record. NCBI's taxonomy places the organism in Eukaryota, Fungi, Ascomycota, Sordariomycetes, Sordariales, Chaetomiaceae.
AUGGUCCUCGUCAAGAUCGCUUUAAUCUUCUUCCUCGCCUACGCUCUCCUCCCUGUCACAUUCGGGCAGGUGACCAUCACCGUCCCGUCGGGAGCUACUCUGCCCUCGGGUGCUACGCUGCCCAGCGGCGUCUCGGUCGUCACGGCCGGCGCCACGACCAACACGGUCCAGGGCAACGCCAACCGCCGCCAGGUCACCAUUACCGUCCCUUCAGGCGCCACCAGCCCCUCCGGCGUGACCCUCCCCUCUGGCGUAUCGGUUGUCACUGCCGCCGGCACCACUGCCGCUGCUGAGCGCCGUCAGGUCACCGUCACCAUUCCCAGCGGUGCCUCCAUCCCCUCCGGCGUCACCCUUCCCUCUGGAGUGUCCGUCGUCACCGCUGGUGCCACCAGCAACUAA